This is a messenger RNA of Helicoverpa armigera (cotton bollworm), 686 nucleotides long. RefSeq lists its product as uncharacterized. Lineage: Eukaryota; Metazoa; Arthropoda; Insecta; Lepidoptera; Noctuidae. The transcript has 5 exons. The coding region runs from base 67 to 684 and encodes 205 amino acids. The record is from RefSeq and is a predicted model, not a curated record.
ACGUCAAAAUUACAAACAAUCACAACAAUAAUUUUAUGGAAAAACUUAUAAAAAGUGUUAAUAACAAUGUCUUCGGCAUUGGAUGACCUGCCCAGUGUGGACUCAUUCUUCGGCUUUGACCUAAAAACAGGCUCUAUGAUCGUUGCUGCCUUAGGCGUUGUCCACCCGAUGGCUCACGGAUGCACAUUCUUCAUGCCCUUGAGCUACCUCCUCGUCACAGUCUGGAUCCUGGUGGCAUUGUUCUUCGCAGCCAGCAUCGUCCUGUUUUGGGGACUAUCCAAUAAUAAUGAAUUCCUAUGCGCCCUAUGGGUGUGGUAUACAGUGGUAUUCGUAGCCGUAAUGCUAAUGAUGAUGAUAAUGCUAGCGCUUGUCUUCACAUCCCGAAGACAAAGGAGUCGGGUCUUCGUCGUCAUACUGGGAAUGCUUUGGUACAUGCUGACAAUCUACUUCAUACUAGUCGUGAACAGUCAUCGUAAGACACUCGUGAAUCAAGACAAUACCGCCCAGCUGAAAGCAAUGCGCAAGGCUGGGCAAGUGAACUCCAGCCGUGUUCUCGAAGCAAUAGCGGAUCAGCCGCAGUUCCAAUGUUCGUCCUUAGCCCCUUCAAUGCAAAAUCGAAUUAGAGGCCAGCCGAUGUUCAGACCAGAAUUAAGUUUUCAAGGAAGGAAUAGAACCAAGAAAUAAGU